AUGUUAAGAGCUGUAAAGCCGAGAAAUGCAAGAUCAAAAAGGGAAAUUGAAAAACGGGAGCCUAAAAUACAGGAAUCUGGACGGACAGUUCUUUUUUUACGAGGAUCAACAACAAACAGAGUAAUUCAGACAGCACUUUUAGAUUUGUAUUUGUUAAAGAAACCUAAUGCAAUCAAUUUUUCUCGAAAAAAUAAGAUUUAUCCUUUUGAAGAUACAAGUUCAUUGAAUUUUUUAUCAGAAAAAAAUGAUGCAAGUUUUUUGGUUAUAGGAAGUUAUGGAAAGAAACGUCAGAAUACGUUAAUCUUUGUUCGUAUGUUUGACUAUCAAGUUCUUGAUAUGCUUGAGUUGCGUAUUGAAAAUGCAGUGUCAAUGAUAGAAUUUAAAAAUGAAAAAUGUUUUAUUGGGUUAAAACCAAUGAUUUUAUUUGCAGGAUCAUUAUUUGAAUCAUCUCCAAAAUAUCAAUUAUGUAAAUCUAUGUUUCUUGAUUUUUUUCAUGGUCAAACAACAGAUCGGUUGAAUAUUGAAGGUAUUCAGUAUGCUGUAUGUCUUUUAACUGAAGAGCCUACGGAUGAAAAUCCUUUUCCUCCUAUUUUUUUUCGUGUAUACAUGAUUAAAUAUUUAAAGGAAAAACAAGUAGGCUCAAAGAUAGAAUUGGAAGAAAUGGGGCCACGGUAUGAUUUUUCAAUUAAAAGGACUCAUGAAGCAAAUGAGAAAAUGAUGAAAGAAGCUAUGAAAAAACCAAAAAAACAUCUGCCUAAAAUCAAAAAGAAUAUUGACAUUGAUAAAAUGGGUGAUAAAAUUGGACAAAUUCAUUUAGAAAAACAAAAUAUUAAUCAGCUUCAAACACGGAAGUUUAAGGGGUUAAAACGGAAGAUUGAAGAUAGUAUUGAGGAUGAAUCUUUUAAUAAGAAUGGUAAAAAACAUCAUCGAGUUACUUUUAAAGAUGAUUUAACAUUACAUACCUAA
Pneumocystis murina B123 is the source of this 966-nucleotide messenger RNA. RefSeq lists its product as hypothetical. NCBI's taxonomy places the organism in Eukaryota, Fungi, Ascomycota, Pneumocystomycetes, Pneumocystales, Pneumocystaceae. The coding region runs from base 1 to 966 and encodes 321 amino acids. Gene Ontology annotation, biological process: maturation of LSU-rRNA from tricistronic rRNA transcript (SSU-rRNA, 5.8S rRNA, LSU-rRNA); ribosomal large subunit assembly. Gene Ontology annotation, molecular function: rRNA binding. Gene Ontology annotation, cellular component: nucleolus. The record is from RefSeq and is a predicted model, not a curated record. The transcript is spliced from 4 exons.